AUGAUUAACCUGAACCUGAAGCAGCCUCUCAUGCUGCCCGCGCACCAGAGCAAUGUCGUCGGCUCGCGCCUAGCGUCGUGGCCCUCAGCGGCGGCCGUCGUCAGCAGGCGGAGGGGCGGCGGCGUGUCCUCCUCCUCCUCCCGGUCCCGGUCGUCCCGGCGGCACAUGCGGCUGCCGAGGAUCAGCUGCAGCGCCACCGAGGAGGUCAGCGGCGCCGUGGCGUCCGUCACCGUGGAGCAGAUGCUGACGGUGUCGGCCACGGUGGAGGCGUCGCCGGCCAUCGGGCAGAUGUACUUCCAGCGCGCCCUCGACGACGUCCGCGACCUCCUCGGCAAGACGCUGCUCAUGGAGCUCGUCAGCUCCGAGCUCGACGCAAAGACGGGUCUGGAGAAGCCGCGGGUGACGGCGUUCGCGCACAAGACGCUGCGGGAGGGCCACUACGAGGCGGAGUUCAAGGUGCCGGCGUCGUUCGGGCCGGUGGGCGCGGUGCUGGUGGAGAACGAGCACCACAAGGAGAUCUUCAUCAGGGAGAUCAAGCUCGUCACCGGCGGCGACAGCAGCACCGCCGUCACCUUCGACUGCAACUCCUGGGUGCACUCCAAGUUCGACAAGCCGGAGAAGCGCAUCUUCUUCACCCUCAAGUCCUACUUGCCGUCCGACACGCCCAAGGGCCUGGAGGACCUGAGGAAGAAGGACCUGCAGGAACUGCGCGGCGACGGGAGCGGCGAGCGCAAGGCGUUCGAGCGCGUCUACGACUACGACGUGUACAACGACCUGGGCGACCCGGACAAGAACCCCGACCACCAGCGGCCCAUCCUCGGCGGCAGCAAGCGGUUCCCGUACCCGCGCCGGUGCCGCACCGGCCGCGCCCGGACCAAGAGGGACCCCCAGAUGGAGAAGCGCGACGGGCACCACUACGUGCCCCGCGACGAGCAGUUCUCGGAGGUGAAGCAGCUCACGUUUGGGGCCACCACGCUGCGCUCGGGCCUGCACGCGCUGCUGCCGGCGAUCAGGCCGAUGCUGGUCAAGAAGGAGCUGCGCUUCCCGCACUUCCCGGCCAUCGACGAACUCUACAGCGACGGCAUCCCGCUGCCGGCGCAGACCGGAUUGGACGCCAUCCGCAGCGUCGUCCCGCGCGUGGUCAAGCUGGUGGGGGACACCACCGAUCACGUACUCCGCUUCGAGGUCCCGGAGAUGAUAGAGAGGGACCGCUUCUCGUGGUUCAAAGACGAGGAGUUCGCGAGGCAGACGAUCGCGGGGCUGAACCCGCUGUGCAUAAAGCUCCUGACGGAGUUCCCCAUCAGGAGCAAGCUGGACCCGGAGGUGUACGGCCCGGCGGAGUCCGCCAUCACCAAGGAGAUCCUGGAGAAGCAGAUGAACUGCGCCAUGACCGUGGAGCAGGCGCUGGCGGCGAAGCGGCUCUUCAUCCUGGACUACCACGACGUGUUCCUGCCCUACGUGCACAGGGUGCGGGAGCUGCCGGACACGACGCUCUACGGCUCCCGCACCGUCUUCUUCCUCACGGACCUGGGCACGCUCCUGCCGCUGGCCAUCGAGCUGACGCGCCCCAAGUCGCCGACGAAGCCGCAGUGGAAGCGGGUGUUCACGCACGGGCCCGACGCCACCGACGCGUGGUUGUGGAAGCUUGCCAAGGCGCACGUGCUCACCCACGACACCGGGUACCACCAGCUGGUCAGCCACUGGCUGCGCACGCACUGCUGCGUGGAGCCCUACAUCAUCGCCGCCAACCGGCAGCUCAGCCACCUGCACCCGGUGUACCGCCUCCUGCACCCGCACUUCCGCUACACCAUGGAGAUCAACGCGCUGGCCAGGGAGGCGCUCAUCAACGCCGACGGCAUCAUCGAGGAGUCCUUCUGGCCGGGGAAGUACGCCAUGGAGCUCUGCUCCGUGGCGUACGGCGCCACGUGGCAGUUCGACACGGAGGCGCUGCCCAACGACCUCGUCAAGCGUGGGCUCGCCGUGCGCCGGGACGACGGCGAGCUGGAGCUCACCAUCAAGGACUACCCCUACGCCCACGACGGGCUCAUGGUCUGGAACUCCAUCAGGCAGUGGGCGGCCGACUACGUCAACGUCUACUACAAGUCCGACGAGGCCGUCGCCGCCGACCCGGAGCUGAAGGCGUUCUGGGACGAGGUGCGCAACGUGGGCCACGGCGACAAGAAGGACGAGCCGUGGUGGCCCGUGCUCAACACCCGCGACAGCCUCGUGGAGACGCUCACCACCAUCAUGUGGGUCACCUCCGCCCACCACUCGGCCGUCAACUUCGGCCAGUACCACUUCGGCGGCUACUUCCCCAACCGCCCGACCACCAUCCGGAAGAACAUGCCCGUGGAGGAGGGCCAGGACGAGGAGAUGAAGAAGUUCCUGACGCAGCCGGAGACGACCAUGCUGGAGAUGCUACCCACGCAGAUGCAGGCCAUCAGGGUCAUGACGACGCUGGACAUCCUGUCGUCGCACUCGCCCGACGAGGAGUACAUGGGGGAGUUCGCGGAGCCGUCGUGGCUGGCGGAGCCCAUGGUGAAGGCGGCGUUCGAGAAGUUCAGCGGCAGGAUGAGGGAGAUCGAGGGAUUCAUCGACGAGUGCAACAACCACCCGGAGAACAAGAACCGGUUUGGAGCCGGGAUCGUGCCGUACGAGCUGCUCAAGCCCUUCUCCAAGCCGGGAGUCACCGGGAGGGGCAUCCCCAACAGCAUCUCCAUCUGA
Miscanthus lutarioriparius is the source of this 2724-nucleotide messenger RNA. NCBI's taxonomy places the organism in Eukaryota, Viridiplantae, Streptophyta, Magnoliopsida, Poales, Poaceae. The record is from the annotation of a GenBank genome assembly.